Messenger RNA from Haliaeetus leucocephalus (bald eagle), 766 nucleotides. It is a transcript of the gene HSPB8, whose product is annotated as heat shock 22kDa protein 8. Bases 128 to 730 code for a protein of 200 amino acids. The transcript is spliced from 3 exons. Gene Ontology annotation, biological process: cellular response to unfolded protein. Gene Ontology annotation, cellular component: cytoplasm; protein folding chaperone complex; nucleus. The record is from RefSeq and is a predicted model, not a curated record. Gene Ontology annotation, molecular function: protein homodimerization activity. NCBI's taxonomy places the organism in Eukaryota, Metazoa, Chordata, Aves, Accipitriformes, Accipitridae.
CCCGGGGUGGAUGCGUCUCCUCCGGGACAGGCUCCCCGGGCAAGUUUGCAGCCAGGAGCGGCCGCACAGAGGCUGAAGCUCUGUGGGAGAGCCCCGGGGACGCGCUCGGACCCCUCCGAAGAAAGCCAUGGCCGACAGCCAGAUGCCCUUCUCCUGCCAUUACCCCGGCAGGCGCAGCGUCCGCGACCCUUUCCGGGAGCCCGGCUUGACCUCGCGCCUGCUGGACGAUGAUUUCGGCAUGUCGCCCUUCCCCGGGGACCUGACGGCGGACUGGCCCGACUGGGCUCGACCCCGGCUUACCACUACCUGGCCGGGUCCCCUACGUGCCGGCAUGGCCCGAGCCUCCACCAUGGCCCCCGGUUACGGUUCCCGUUUCGGGGGGUACCCCGAGAGCCGCAGCCCCGUGCCUUUUCCCCGCGAGCCCUGGAAGGUGUGCGUCAACGUGCACAGCUUCAAACCCGAGGAGCUGACGGUCAAAACCAAGGAUGGCUACGUUGAGGUGUCAGGCAAACACGAGGAGCAGCAGGUGGAAGGAGGGAUCGUCUCCAAGAACUUCACCAAGAAAAUCCAGCUGCCCUACGAGGUGGACCCCAUCACGGUCUUCGCCUCUUUGUCGCCAGAGGGGCUGCUGAUCAUCGAGGCACCCCAGAUCCCCCCCUACCAGCCGUACAGCGAGGGCGGCUGCAGCAGCGAGAUCCCCGUCGAGACCCAGGAGCCCACCUGCGCCUGACCGGCCACCCGCAUCCCUCCCGCACCCCGGCAUCCC